CAUUCAUAGCAAUCGUUGUAACUUGUACAGGAAAAACGUGUGUAACGGCAAAAUCGAACUGCUAUCUCUCUCCUACAUGAACAUGGUUCGAUCUCGAUUCGAUGACCAUGAAAUUGAAGCUAUUUCCAGGUCACAGAGGAGUUGCAUUUCACCGGAGGCGAUCUCCGGGAAUGGCAUCUCGUUCUCAUCCCACUAGAUUCUUCUUCGGCCACGCUUCUGAAGCACAUUUCCGCCGUUCUCUCGCCGUCGUUCUAAUAGUUGCUUCCGCCGUUCUUUUCUCUGUUUUUCUCCUCUACAAGGCUGCCGAUUCAGCUGGCUUGCAGUUUCCCCCUGUAUUUGAUCUUUCCUCUCAGCUUCACUUUGGAUUUCCUUAUUCAGCUGUCAAUUAUUCAGCUGAUGAUGAUGAGUUCAAACUUGAUAGAGUGCUAAAAAAGGCUGCGAUGGAUGAUGGGACAGUGAUAUUAACCACUUUAAACGAAGCAUGGGCAGCACCAAAUUCAAUCAUUGAUCUCUUCCUUGAAAGUUUUAGAGUUGGAAAGGGAACACAUAGACUUUUAGAACAUUUGGUGAUUAUUGCAUUGGAUGAGAAGGCAUUUUCUCGUUGUUUAGCAGUACAUAUGCAUUGCUUUGCUCUUCCGACUGAACCCGGUACUAACUUCUCUGGGGAGGCAUACUUUAUGACCCAUGAUUACCUGAAGAUGAUGUGGAGAAGGAUUGAGUUCCUUCGAUCUGUUCUGGAGAUGGGUUACAAUUUUCUUUUCACGGAUGCUGAUAUCCUGUGGUUCAGAGAUCCAUUUCCUCUGUUCAAUAUAGACGCUGAUUUCCAAAUCGCCUGUGAUCAUUUCCUUGGCAAUUCCAAUGAUUUGAAUAACAGACCAAAUGGAGGAUUCAAAUUUGUAAGGUCAAAUAACAGGUCAAUAGAGUUCUACAAGUUCUGGUACUCAUCACAAGAACUAUAUCCAGGGUAUCAUGAUCAGGAUGUCUUAAAUAAUAUAAAGUACGAUGAUUUCGUCAUUGACCUUGGUCUGAAUAUGAGAUUCUUAAGUACUGCUUACUUUGGCGGACUAUGUGAACCGAGCAAAGAUUUGAAUCAAGUUUGCACCAUGCAUGCAAAUUGUUGUUUCGGUCUUGAUAACAAGCUUAACGAUCUUAAGGUUAUGCUUGAAGAUUGGAAACAUUUCUUAUCAUUGCCACCAAGCUUGAAGAAAUCUUCUUUGUCCUCCUGGAGGGUGCCACAGAGAUUCUUCAUGAUCUCCGGAGAAUAAAUUCAACUGCCAAGAGCAAUGAACAAGAUAAGGAAACAUUGGAAAUUACCCAUAUCUAGGUUU
This is a messenger RNA of Impatiens glandulifera, 1328 nucleotides long. RefSeq lists its product as uncharacterized. Bases 102 to 1265 code for a protein of 387 amino acids. The transcript has 4 exons. Lineage: Eukaryota; Viridiplantae; Streptophyta; Magnoliopsida; Ericales; Balsaminaceae. The record is from RefSeq and is a predicted model, not a curated record.